AUGCCUUGUGCUAUGAGGACAACAGGGCUGGGGGCAGAAGGGGAGUUGGAACCAGGAGGUUCCUGGCAUUGUCCUUCCCCCACCCCUGCAGGAGUGAGGACUGGCCGCUGCCUGUGGGCGGGGAGCGAGCAAAAGGGCACCUGUGAGAUCUUCGCCUGGUGCCCGGUGGAGACAAAGUCCAGGCCAGCGAAGCCACUCCUGGGCGAAGCUGAAGACUUCACUGUUUACAUAAAGAACUUCAUUCGUUUCCCCAAAUUCAACUUCUCCAAGACAAAUGUGCUGGACACCACAGACAGAGCUUUCCUGAAGUCCUGUAAAUUUGGCCCCAAGGACCCCUACUGCCCCAUCUUCCGACUUGGGUCUGUGGUCAGCUGGACGGGGAGCAGCUUCCAGGAGAUAGCUGUGCAGGGUGGUGUGAUAGGAAUUCAGAUUGAAUGGGACUGUGAUCUUGAUAGAGCUCCCUCUGAAUGUUACCCUCGCUAUUAUUUUAACCGUCUGGACAACAGAUUUUCAGAAAACUCUCUUUCUUCUGGGUACAACUUCAGGUUUGCCAAGUAUUACCGAGACGGAGCUGGGGUGGAGCUCCGCACGCUGUUUAAAGCCUACGGGAUCCGCUUUGAUGUGAUGGUGAACGGCAAGGCAGGGAAGUUCAACAUCAUCCCCACAGUCAUCAACGUGGGCUCAGGGGUGGCGCUCAUGGGUGUGGGGUCUUUCUUCUGCGACUUGGUACUCAUCUACUUCAUCAAAAAGAGCCACUUUUACCGAGACAAGAAAUAUGAGGAAGUGAGGGACCUAGAGGUCCUCGCCCGAAUGGCAGAGUCCUCGCAGCAGAGCGUGGCCCCGGACGCGGCGGGGCUGGCGGAGCAGCCAGAGGUGCAGGAUGGAGUCGGCGCCCAGGAGAAUGGCUGUGUGUGCCGGCAGCUCCUCCAGCCUGCCAGGUCUGGCCACCAGGGGAAUGGAAAGGUGAAUGUGGAGCAGCUGCAGAACCUGCAGACCGUGGAGGCAUAGCCAGAGCUGUUGGCUGACAGCAGAUUUGGUGAAGAUUUGAGGGCAGAACUGCCCACAGCUCUGAACUGGGAAGAGUCAUCGUCAUCCACGUGGGACGGGGCUUCCAGGCACAGCCCUCUCUCCUGCGCUUUGGGAUCCUGCUACAAGCUUUUUGUUGUGUGUGUGCGGAGGGGAGCCUCCCAGUGGCCACAGUGGCUCAUGCAGAAGAGGCCCUGGGGAGGGGAAGGGUGGAGGGCAGGCCAGGGGCCUAGAGUGUUUUCAUUUUUCCUGAGAACUUAGUAGGGCAUUCAGUUAUUCAUUCACACAACAAACACUGAUGCCUGCUACGGGCUGGGCCCUGUCCAAAAGAUGCUUGAAUGAGAUACUGACCUGGCCCCCAGGGAGGGGGGCAUGUAUGUAAUUCCCUUCAGAGCCGACAGACAUGACAGCUGGGCCCAGGACUCUGGCCUUCCUCCAGCCUCUAGCUGAGACCUGCACAAAUCCCUAGAGCGAAUGAUGGCUCCUCAGAGAAGGACCUUGACCAACACCCAAGGGGACAUGUGGCCUUGCCCCCAGGGGUGAAAUUUAAAGGUGGCCAAGGAGGCAACUGGGAAAGGACUGGACCUGUGAGGAGGCAGCUGGCCAUGAGGAAGGAGAGCCUCGGGAAGCUCAGGGGAUAGCGUCUCACCCAGAUGGGAGACACACCUGCCUGUGUGGUUUGGCUCUCACUGUUCUGUGGGGCUUGCAGUGUCCCUGCCCGGCUUCCCUCCCUGUCUCCUCUAGAGCUCCAUCUGAAGGGCUAAUGAGAUGAUGAAUGGUGCUCAGUCGUCAGGUGGAAACAGUUGUUACUAGGUUGGCCUUCAACCCCCUCCCUCAGUGGCUGUAAAGCACUGCUACUGAAGUGUGGUCUGGACCAGCAGCGUCCGCAUCGUCUGGGAGCUUGUUAGAAAUGCAGUCUCAGGCCCCUCCCUCAUCCCCCUAAAUCAGAACCUGCAUUUCAGCAAGACUCCCAGGUGAUUCAUGCGCACGUGAAAGGUUGAGAAGCAGUGCUUGAGGAGAUAUACAAAACCUGGUUCUCAAAAGGUCAGUUUUGGUGAGUGGCAUCAAUUUCCAGGUCAGACUUAGCGCAAGCUACCUUGAGACCAAGCAGAUUCCCCCCUUCCCUCCCUCGGGAAAGUGGCAUUAUGCUCAAUUCAUUUAAAUUAAAAUAUUUUGACUAGGUCAUACUUAAAUGACUCAAAAUUUAAGAGGUACAAAAGAACAGAAGUGAAAAGCUUCCCUCCCACCCGUCCCGGAGGCAACCUGUGUUACCAAUUCCAAGAGGCUCACCUGUCUUGCUGAGAAUCCACUGGGUUACUCACGCCUUCCCUCAGGAAAUGAACUUUUCCUGCCGCCUGCAGUCAGACCAAGUCUCCUCUGUCAGAUGCAAGAGAAUAUGCUGGGCUAGGGAGCCGGCUGGCUCGCUUCUCCCUCUGCACUGGCUGAGGAGCCCCAGCGAAAACGCAAGGGGAGGGGUCUAGAACUCAAUCAUGGUUGUUGAAACCAGCUGGCAGCCCAGGCCUGCAGUGCUGCCCGUCACCCAGCAAGCCUGGGUGCUGUGUGCUCGAGCACCUGUCCUGACUCGAGGGAGCACCCUCUCUGGGAGGACUCUGGUUCUCCUCCGCACAGAGCGGGGAGUAAACAUCCUUCCACUGGGGCCUUUGGACAAGAGGGUUGGAGGGGUGGAAAGGUCUCUGGCGAGGCUGGCCUCUGGGGCACAGGGGUGUGGUCCCCAGAACUGGACCCCUUCUAGAUCAAGCAGCUCCUCCCCUGGGCUGCUAGGUGACCUGUCAGCAAGCCCAACCUGCUGUCUGAAGAGAAAAGUGAAAACUCCAGGUGAUUUGCUGUGGUUUCACUUCCUCUCUAAGGCUAACCCUUGGAUAUGAUAACACAGCAUGUUACUUAUAUGUCUGGGAGUGAAAAGGGCAGGGGUCACGGCCACUGAGGAGCUGGGUCUGGUUUCUUCUAACCUGCUUUUGGAAUCGCUUGGCAGCAGCCGUAACACUUCGGGACAGCUGUGCUAUUUGUUUCAUACCGGAAUGGAAAUGUCUCCCUACAGCUACUCCUUCAGUCAGUAAAUAUUUAUUGAGUGCC
Delphinapterus leucas (beluga whale) is the source of this 3120-nucleotide messenger RNA. The record is from RefSeq and is a predicted model, not a curated record. NCBI's taxonomy places the organism in Eukaryota, Metazoa, Chordata, Mammalia, Artiodactyla, Monodontidae.